Molecule: messenger RNA, 3052 nt
Organism: Colletes gigas
Lineage: Eukaryota; Metazoa; Arthropoda; Insecta; Hymenoptera; Colletidae
Gene: Vps39
Product: vam6/Vps39-like protein
Exons: 12
Coding region: 375-2975 (866 amino acids)
Biological process (GO): intracellular protein transport; endosomal vesicle fusion; vesicle-mediated transport
Cellular component (GO): membrane; cytoplasm
Molecular function (GO): protein binding
Source: RefSeq, a predicted model, not a curated record
AGAACUUCGAAAUUCAAAAUAUUACUUAUUAGAUUAAACUACCUGUAUUAAACAUUAUACUACUAUGGUUUUGCAAAGAUGCAAUGUUUUAUCAAUGAAGAUUUGAAACGUGUCGAUGAACAUCACUUCAAAUCUACAUUUUAAUGUUGCUGAAACAUUAAUGGUCGCCAUCUUUACUCUUAGGAUAAUAAUAUCUUCUGGAGUAUAUAGAUGUUACAACUGAUUAUAAGUUAUUAGUUCCGAGUCGGAACUAAUUCGAACGCUGUCAAACAGUUAAAUGUCAAUUGUGGAGGCGCGUUAUAGUAGUGGUUAUUGAAUCACAAGAGAGUUAAUUUGGUAUUAACCUGUUGAGAAAUUAUCUUCUAAACACCAAAAUGCACGACGCUUAUGAAGAAACAUCAAUAUUAAAUAUCUCUGUUCAAAUAGAGUCUAUGGCUGCAUAUGAUGAUAAUUUGAUAAUCGGUACAAGAGAGGGUCAUCUUCUGAUGUAUAAUGUUCCAUCUGUGUCAGAUGAGAGUCAUAGAUUAGAAUUACUGCGUCAUAGUAAAAAUGUUAACAAAAAACGUAUCUCGCAAAUAGAUGUUGUACCAGAGUAUAAUUUAUUGAUAAUAUUAACAGAUAAUAUAGUAUGUGUUCAUGAUUUAAAUUCUCCAAAUUUUCAACAAGUUUACCAACUACAAAAGACUCGAGGUGCUACAUUAUUUACCUUAGAUAUACAGUCAUCAAAGAAUUUAAUAGAAAACGAAAAUACAGUUGUACACUUAUGUGUUGCUGUAAAACGCAAGUUACAGUUAUAUUUGUGCAAAGGAAAAAAAUUUGAGGAAUUUAAAAAUUUUGAAUUGAGCGUACCAGAUAUACCACGUGAGUUAUCCUGGUGUGGUGGAUCACUGAUUUUGGGUUUUCGUGGUUUGUCAUACACAAUUUUGGAUCUAGAUGGAAAGCCUAAAGAAUUAUUUCCCACUGGAAAGUCUCCUGAACCAAGUGUUACAAAAUUGUCUGAUAAUUCCUUUGUAUUAGGGAAAGAUUCUCAAUCAUUUGUUAUGGAUACACAAGGUGAAUUGAUUCAACAUAAUCCAGUAAAGUGGCCUGAUACACCAAGUGCAAUAGCUUGGGACAAUCCUUAUCUGCUUGGAAUUGUACAUGACAGAUUAGAAGUGUACACUAUCGAGGGUUGCAUACACAUUCAAACGAUAAAAGACUUGAACAAAGCUAGACUUAUAUAUAGAUGUAAACAAGGAAAGAUAUUUGUGGCAUCAAUUAGUCAUAUAUGGUGUGUGAGGGCAGUCGAUGUAACACUCCAAAUUAGAACAUUACUAGAACAAAAUCAAUUUCAGUUAGCACGGAAAUUAACAAAUUUAUUGGAUAUAACGGAAGAAGAAAAAAUGAAACAAACGUAUAAAAUACAAACGUUAUAUGCGCAUCAUCUUUUUAAUAACAAAAGAUUUCAAGAGGCAAUGGAUUUGUUUCUAAAGUUAAGAACAGAUCCGUAUGAAGUGAUCAGAUUGUUUCCCGACUUAGUUACUCUGUCGAGUAAUAAUCCAGAACUCAACGAUCCAACACCCAGUUUGCCGAAAUUACAAGAUCACGAUUUAGAAAAAGGUUUACGCGCGUUAAUAUCGUUUCUUACCGAAGUUAGAUAUGAGUUAAUGUGCGAUACAAUAGUGGAAAAAAAUUUGACAAAUGUAGCUAUCGAACAACUUUUAAAAAUUAUAGACACGACUUUGUUAAAAUGUUAUUUACAGACAACCGAUGCAUUAGUCGCGCCAUUACUUAGGUUAAAUCAUUGUCACUUGGCAGAAGCUGAGAAAACGUUACUCAUGUAUCAAAAGUAUCCAGAGCUUAUUAUACUGUACCAAACUAAAGGACAACAUAGAAAAGCAUUGGAACUUCUUGAAAAACAUGCAAAAGAGAACGAUCCUAGUCUCAAGGGUACCGAAAGAACAAUACAAUACUUGCAACACCUUGGUAAAGAUUAUAUUGAUUUAAUUUUAAAGUUUGCUGGAUGGGUUCUGAACGAAGAUCCGGAACAAGGGCUUCGAAUUUUUAUAGAUGAUAUACAGGAAGUUGAACAAUUACCAAGGCCAAAGGUAUUGGACUAUCUUCUCCGUUGUUACAAAGAUUUAGUUAUAACGUACUUAGAGCACGUAGUACACAUUUGGAACGACACUAAUUCAUUGUGCCAUAACGUUUUGAUACAUCAGUAUAAAGAAAAAUAUUUAGCAUCUAUGAGCGAUAGUGCUACACCAGCUGAAAAACAAGCCGGUCAACAUAUUAGACAGAAAUUGCUACAGUUUCUAGAGAAAUCUAUGUAUUACACACCAGAGACAAUAUUAAUACAUUUUCCGUUUGAUCAAUUAUUCGAGGAACGUGCAAUUAUUCUCGGGCGACUCGGACGUCACCAACAAGUUAUAUCGAUAUAUGCCAGUAUUCUUAACGAUAUACAAAAGGCGGUCGAUUAUUGUCAAAAUGUGUACGACAAAUAUCAAAAAACUGCAGAUAAACAAAAACAAUCUGAUGAUGCAGACAAGGUUUAUGGAAUGCUUAUUCAACAGUUAUUAUACCCUCAUAACGAAGUUUUGAAAACAGUAUGUAAUCCAGAAAUUCAACGAACAGUGCAACCUGAUCUGGAAAUGGCGCUUGAAAUCCUUGAAAAACAUGCAUCAAGAAUAGAUCCAUUGAAAGUAUUGGACAUUCUACCAGAUACAAUUCCAAUAGGUAGAAUAAAACACUUUUUAGAAGUUAGCUUGCACGAGACAUUCAUUGCUAAAAGGCGGGUACAAGUUUUGAAAAGUUUACUUUGCGCCGAACACUUACAAGUACAAGAGCAGCGUAUGUAUUACGAAUCACAUAACGUUCUCAUGACAGAGUUUAAUAUAUGCCCGGUAUGCAAGAAAAGAUUUGGCAAUCAAAGCGCGUUUGCUAGAUAUCCAAACGGCGACAUUGUACAUUAUUCGUGUCAAGAUCGUAGAGGAUAAGGAAGAAAUAAUUUAAAUGUAUUUAUAUUUAGUAAUGUAAAAUGUAUAUUGUGCUCAUGUUACGUAUAUAAAUGUAC